AUGAGCACGGUUGCACAAGAAAUGUCAACUAAAGGAUCAAAAAAUUCGAGAAAGAAUGCUUCAGGUAGUAGAACUGGCCCGGGUUGGGAGCAUAGAUAUGAUGUUGUUGGUAAUUCAAGAAAGGCGAAAUGCAAGUAUUGUGAUAAGAUUGUAAAUGGUGGCAUUUUUCAUUUCAAGCAUCAUUUAGCUUGCACUCGAAGGGAUGUGGAGGUGUGUAUUAGUGUUCCUGAUAAUGUGAAGAAGAAGAUGUUGUCCUUUUUGUUCACAUCUGAUUUUUGGAAGAGUAGUCGAUUUUCAAAGAUACAGGAGGGAAAGUUUGUUCAAAAGACCAUUUUAGAUGGGAGGUUUUGGCGUAAUGUAGUUACAUGUCUGAAGGCAGCAAGUCCUCUCAUUAAAGCACUUCGAUUGGUAGACUCUGAAGAGUCUGCUAUGGGUUUUAUUUAUAAGGCAAUGGACACUGCAAAGGAGAAAAUAAAAGUCAAUUUUGGCGUAUGGAAGAUUAUUGAUGAAAGAUGGGAAAAUCAAUUUCAUCACCCAUUACAUGCUAUAGGUUAUUUUUUGAACCCUGUGUAUCAAUAUAGCCCAGAUUUUGAAGCGGAUUCGAGGGUAAAAAAUGGACUUUAUGAUUGCAUGAAGCGAAUGAUAGAUGAUCAAGAUGUGAGAAGUGUGAUUCAUGAACAAUUGGAAUCCUUCAAGAAAGCAAAAGGGCUAUUUGAUCGUGAUGCAGCAAAGUUAACCGUUCAUACAAAAAAGAGGAAUCACUUGCAUCAGAAGAGAAUGAAUGACUUAGUAUUUGUUUACUAUAACUUGAAGAUGCAAGGGAAGAAGUCCAAGGAAGAUAGUCAAACUCUAACUACUUUUAAAGAGUUCCCAUCUGAUAAUUGGAUAACUGAAGCACCUAGCUCUAUAGGAUUGAAUUUGGUGGAUGAAGAUGAUGAUGCUAACAUAAAUAGUGAUCCUUUAGAGCUAAUUAAUCUUGUUGAUGAUGUAGAUAAUUUAGAGGGCACACAGAUCACCGUGCUCAUGUAG
This is a messenger RNA of Zingiber officinale, 1029 nucleotides long. RefSeq lists its product as uncharacterized. Gene Ontology annotation, molecular function: DNA binding. Bases 1 to 1029 code for a protein of 342 amino acids. The record is from RefSeq and is a predicted model, not a curated record. NCBI's taxonomy places the organism in Eukaryota, Viridiplantae, Streptophyta, Magnoliopsida, Zingiberales, Zingiberaceae. The transcript has 5 exons.